Messenger RNA from Galleria mellonella (greater wax moth), 1285 nucleotides. RefSeq names its product COP9 signalosome complex subunit 5 (gene CSN5). Gene Ontology annotation, biological process: protein deneddylation. Bases 155 to 1201 code for a protein of 348 amino acids. Gene Ontology annotation, molecular function: protein binding; deNEDDylase activity; metallopeptidase activity. NCBI's taxonomy places the organism in Eukaryota, Metazoa, Arthropoda, Insecta, Lepidoptera, Pyralidae. The transcript is spliced from 7 exons. Gene Ontology annotation, cellular component: COP9 signalosome; cytoplasm. The record is from RefSeq and is a predicted model, not a curated record.
CCUGACUGACAUACGAAUGACUAUUUUUGUUUGUGAAUGUGAAUGAACUGUCAUAUAAUUUUUAUUUUCAUAUCCAGGUUUUUCAAGUCAGAAAAAUUAGUCUUUAAUUAAUUUUAUCUAAAUGAAAUAAAUAGUAGACUCAAGGAUUACAAACAUGGCGUCCACUAGUGCGGAUUCACAGUCGACGAUAGCUCAAAAGACAUGGGUAAUGGCAAAUAAUAUUGAAACUGUUUCGAGCGUCGAUGAUAUUUACCGCUAUGAUAAAAAACAACAACAAGACAUCCUCACGGCAAAACCAUGGGAGAAAGAUCCACAUUUUUUUAAGGAUAUUAAAAUUUCUGCAUUAGCUUUACUAAAAAUGGUAAUGCACGCUCGUUCCGGAGGUACUCUUGAAGUUAUGGGACUUUUGCUGGGGAAAGUAGAUGCAAAUACUAUGAUUGUAAUGGAUUCCUUUGCCUUGCCUGUAGAAGGGACAGAAACACGGGUGAAUGCACAAGCACAAGCUUAUGAAUAUAUGACAGCUUACAUAGAAGCAGCAAAACAGGUUGGUCGACAUGAGAAUGCAAUUGGUUGGUAUCACAGCCAUCCCGGUUAUGGGUGCUGGCUCUCUGGAAUUGAUGUCUCCACACAAAUGCUUAACCAGAACUUUCAGGAGCCAUUUGUAGCUAUUGUCAUUGAUCCUGUUAGGACUAUCUCCGCUGGAAAAGUGUGUUUGGGCGCUUUUAGAACAUACCCUAAAGGUUACAAACCAGCUAAUGAGGAACCCUCAGAAUAUCAAACUAUACCUUUAAACAAAAUUGAAGAUUUUGGUGUCCAUUGCAAACAAUACUAUUCUCUUGAAGUGUCCUAUUUUAAAUCAUCGUUAGAUAGGAGGUUAUUGGAUUCUCUAUGGAACAAAUACUGGGUGAACACUUUGAGCAGUUCUAGUCUUAUUACAAAUGCCGAUUACACAACAGGGCAGAUUUUUGAUCUCUCCGAUAAAUUGGAGCAGAGUGAAGUCUCAUUGGGUCGUGGCUGUUUCAUAGUUGCUGGUGCUGAUCCUCAUGAGAAACGUACAGAAGACAAACUAGGAAAAGCUACAAAGGAUGCCUGCAAAACAACUAUAGAAGUGAUCCAUGGCUUAAUGGCACAAAUGAUCAAGGAUCGCUUAUUUAACAGCGUCAGUGGCCGACCAGCGCCUGCCACACCUAUGAUUGAGUAAUUAAACUAUUUUUCAUUUUGUUAAGAAAUUGAGAAUUUCAUAUAAACAUGUAAGCUAAUAAAUAUAAUGGUAACUCAUUUAAAA